Messenger RNA from Saprolegnia parasitica CBS 223.65, 837 nucleotides. RefSeq lists its product as hypothetical. The record is from RefSeq and is a predicted model, not a curated record. Lineage: Eukaryota; Oomycota; Saprolegniomycetes; Saprolegniales; Saprolegniaceae. Bases 21 to 755 code for a protein of 244 amino acids. The transcript has a single exon.
GCCACUGUCACUGCCACAGCAUGACGGGCGACAAGGGCGACGACUGCAGCUCCGCCGCCGCCGCCAAGCCAAGCCUCUCGGACGAUGCACCGCCUGUAGCUUUGUACACGGAGCCUACGACAACAGCCCGCAGCGCGACCAGCUCGCCAGACGUUGCAGCCACCCAGCGCACGACGACUGCAACAUCGUCGGGCAAGCGUGCGCACAGCAGUAUGGCGACUGCUUCGCCCACGACCAAGAAGCCGCGCGUGGACGGUCUGCGCUGGAGCGUCUUGAAGUGCAGCAUGACGACGUCGGUCUCGAACGACAAGCAGACGAUGACGACCAAGAAGAUCAUGUCCGACUCGUGGAACUGCGUCAUGGCCGGGACGCCGGCCGACGUCUUUAGCAUCCGCAUCGACGCGCAAGGCCCCGACUCGGACGAGAACACGGACUUGUGGGUCGGUUUUUGCAAGGCCGGCGCCUUCAACGCGAACGGCGACACGACAGGCCGGUUCUGCAAGCUGCUGCGGCCGUCCCAGACGUGCGGGAUCGACGAGAUGGCGGCCUGCUUUGCCGACGGCGACGUGCUCACGUGCCACUACGACCGCGACGCAUCGCGCAUCUGGUUUGAAAAGAACGGCGUCGACGUCGGCUUGAGCUACGACGAGGUCGCGCCCGCCGUCCGGUAUCCGGUCGUCGUCACCAACUGCGACGCCGUUGCACUGACGCUCGUGCCGUCGACGGCGCCUGCGCCAAGUGAGUGUACGCCCUAGUGUUUUUCUUUCAAGCUAUACACAUCUAUCUAUCUGGGACGCCUGUCUCGGUGCUUAAAGUACUACAGCGUUGCUACUGGUA